GCGGCAGGUGGUUGCGCUCCCCUGCCCGAGCCCCGGCGGCGGUUCGGGGCGCCUCCGGUGUCCGCGGUCCGGCGUCGCCUCGGAGGGGCUGGGAGAGGGAAGGGGGGCGGCGGGGGCAGGCAGCGCGUCGCUCGGGGCUGCGGCGAAGCGGCGUCGAGCCCCGCCGCCCGGCUCUGGUGCCUGUAUACCGUGAGGGGGGCUUCUUCAUCCUUAGAGCAGAGAGGCCCGCGCCGCUUCCUUGAGAGGCACAGCCUGAAACCGAUCGCACGCUGAGGUGUUUCCUGCAGACGCUCGCUUUAGGUUGCGGUCCUUUAGCAGCGAAGACAGUCCUAGUCCCAAGCGACAACGCCUUUCCCAUUCAGUCUUUGACUAUACAGCAGCAUCACCAGCCUCAUCACCGCCAAUGCGACCAUGGGAGAUGACAUCAAAUAGGCAGCCUCCUUUGGCUCGGCCCAACCAACACCACUUCUCAGGGGAACGAUGCAACACACCUGCACGAAACAGAAGGAGUCCUCCUGUUCGACGUCAGAGAACAAGGAGAGAUCGCCUGUCUCGACAUAAUUCCAUUAGCCAAGAUGAAAACUAUCACCAUCUCUCUUAUGGACAACAGCAAGCAAUAGAAGAGCCCCGAGCCUUUCACCCACCGAAUGUAUCUCCUCGUAUGUUGCACCCAGCUGCUCACCCACCACAGCAAAAUGCAGUGAUGGUUGACAUUCAUGAUCAGAUCCAUCAGGGCACAGUUCCUGUCUCAUACACAGUGACAACAGUGGCUCCACACGGGAUACCACUUUGCACAGGCCAGCACAUCCCAGCCUGCAGCGCACAGCAGGUUCCAGGGUGCUCGGUGGUUUUCAGUGGACAGCACCUUCCAGUUUGCAGUGUACCUCCCCCUAUGCUUCAGGCAUGUUCGGUCCAGCACCUACCAGUACCGUACGCAGCAUUUCCACCCCUCAUUUCUAGUGACCCAUUCCUUUUGCAUCCUCCUCAUCUCUCUCCACACCACCCUCCUCACUUGCCUCCUCCAGGACAAUUUGUUCCUUUCCAAGCACAGCAGUCACGGUCGCCACUUCAAAGGAUAGAAAAUGAAGUAGAACUGCUUGGUGAACAUCUUCCUGUAGGAGGUUUUACGUAUUCUCCCUCAGCCCAUCCACCAACAUUGCCUCCCUCAGCUCCUCUCCAAUUCUUAACCCAUGAUCCUUUACACCAGGAGGUGUCAUUUGGUGUUCCGUACCCACCGUUUAUGCCUCGAAGACUCACAGGGCGCAGCAGAUACCGCUCGCAGCAGGCAAUACCACCACACCCAUACCAUCCUAGCCUACUACCUUAUGUGCUAUCAAUGCUUCCAGUGCCACCUGCAGUUGGACCGGCUUUCAGCUUUGAGUUGGAUGUGGAAGAUGGAGAGGUAGAAAACUACGAGGCACUGCUGAAUCUGGCAGAACGUCUGGGAGAGGCCAAACCACGAGGACUGACAAAGGCAGACAUUGAACAGCUCCCAUCCUACAGGUUCAAUCCAAACAACCAUCAGUCAGAACAGACAUUGUGUGUGGUGUGCAUGUGUGAUUUUGAGUCAAGGCAGCUACUUAGAGUCUUACCCUGUAACCACGAGUUCCAUGCCAAGUGUGUCGAUAAAUGGCUAAAGGCAAAUCGUACCUGCCCAAUUUGUCGAGCUGAUGCUUCAGAAGUGCAUCGUGAUUCAGAAUGACCAAUCUAAGAGCACAAAUCUGGUUUGGAUGUUCCUGGUCACGUGUAUAUAUGAACUAUCUAUUGAACUUACCCAUGUGGCUUCCAGCCUUUCCCUUUCCACAAAAGGGUCAAUGGACCUUACUUUGCACUGUGUGACUUAAUCAAUUAAAAAGCUUAAAACUAGUCUUCACAGUUACGGGAUUGUUAUACUAGCAGUGUGAUUGGAACUCCAAAGAUUUUUUUCUUUAGCUUAAUUUUGUGUGUGCACUAACAUUCCCUGGUUUUUGUGUGAUCAUUCCGAGUGUUGCUGCGAGAUUACUGUAGACGUGAUCUUUUAGCAUGUGCUUUUAUAUAAAAUAAAAAGAAAAAAAAGUGGUAGCUCCAAACAAUAUAGCAAUCUACCUUAUAUAGAGCCUUCAGAUACUGUGAGUGGGAAUGAGUGGUGUGAACGUGUGUUUGUCAGUGAGAGGAUGUAUGAAGCGUGCUUGUGACUGAGUGUGCAUGUGUGUUUGAGAACCUAUAUACCAGCAUGUACUGAGAACGUAUGUGUGUAGUAUUAAUUAUGCUGCAAUGUAUAAUCUUGUGUGUUAUUUAAACAGUACUAGUACUGUACACUGGUUUCUUUCCUUGUGUUUGCAGUUGCACACUGAAUGUGAUGGGUGCAGCAAUUACAGACAUUUAGUAUUUCCUCCCCAGCGUACUUAGAGGUAUAAAGACCUUUCUACCUACCGUUCAAACAAGCGGUUAUGCUUCCCCUUCAUUGGAGGCUUUAAGUGUGUACCACAAAAGAGUGCAUUGAUUGUUCACACAUGAGUAACCUUGUUUUACUAGCAUAUGUUACAAAGUCCAGAUUUUUAAAUUGCUGAUUUACAAGUUAUUUUAUCACUGUAAAGUUGUAAUAUCGCACAAAUCAUUUAGCAAUAUUAGCAUUUUGAAUUAGUAAUUUGAAUAUCAAUGUGUUUCUGUUCUCCCUUUCAGUUUUUCUAGCUGGGUUAUAAUUGCAUUCGGUUGAUUUCAGAUUAGAGUUAAGUUUUGAAGAUGCUGCGGUUACGUGCUUCUUUCAUGAAAGGAAGCAGAAAGGACGCUGAGGGUCUUGUGCAACAGCUCUUCAUUUUUCACCAUUGUACUUGCUAAGUACGUAAUCUUUUAGCUUUUAAACAUUGGCUUUAAUCAUACACAUUCUUUGUCAUUUACUAGGGAGUUUGUAUACAAUUAAAAUAACUUGUAAGAGGUUACAAUUUUAUUCCUGCAACUUCAUGAAUAAAAUAAAAUUUUUAGCAUUUUCACAGAGAAGUAGAACUUCUGAUUUUUUUUCAUUGCAUCACAAAAGAGGGUGGUUUUUGGUCACUCAUUGCAGAAUUCAGUUGCCCUGAUGCUGCUUCUUGUCCCUCCUUAUUUACGUGAUGAGUGUAAUAUGAAGAAGGAACUCCCUUGGUUUUUGCAAUCGAGUUUCCAGAGUGCUCCACUGUAGGAUAAAAUGGGAACACCUUCCAGAAGAAAGUGCUGUUAAACAGGAGGUAACCUCUAUUCAACUGUUUUCUGAAUAGUAUUUUCUCUGUGCUUUCGAAGAAAUUAGUUUCAUUUAUAACAUUUCAGACUGUUAGCAUCUUCAAGAUGUUUCACCAAAAUAUUUAGGUCCACGUAUACCAUAGUUAUUCAAAGGAUGCACUUUUUACAUCAAAAUGCUUCUCCUAAGUUCAGUGUCAUUACUUUGAUUGCAGCAGCACAAGUGGCACAGUUAGCAGUAUUGCUGUUACUUGCUGCCAGUCUCAGCUUUAAGUUUAUUCUUUGUCACUUCUGAUGUUUUUGUAUGCUGCUGUGCUUUAGUGUCAGUUAUAAUUUCAGACAGUGUUACAUGUUCUCCGUGCUGCUUGCCCUCUUUGAGUAUUCCACAGACCAGUCACAACUCGUGGUGCAAAUGAAAUAAAAGCACAAUUUUGCCCUUUUAUUUCAGAUGAUCUUGCUUCCAUUUAGUUAUGCAGGUAGUUCUCAAAAACACUGAGUCUUUCCAUUCCUAUUCAUACCUAAGAACACUAACUAAACAAAAAUUUGCUGUUACAUCAAACUCAAAAUGUUAGAAUUUCUUCUCUCUUCCAGAGGAGUUAAAGAGUAGGUUUUUCACAAUAACACCUAGCAGGUUAAAUUACAUAUAGUAAAAUUUAUUUUUUUAACAAAUGAAAUCAUGUUUAAAAAAAAAAAAGCGUAUGCCACAUGUCUUACAAAACUUAGGCUCUUUUAUAUAGCUGCAAAAGAAAAGUUUCUAUGUGUACAGAUUUAACCAUAACUAACACUACUAUGUUCAGUAUUCAGUUUGAAGCAUGGAAAGAGGGCACUUUUUCUAAGCUAGACAAAAAUGCAUAGUGAGCAAGAACCAUUCUUCUGAGGCCAAGGGAAAGUAGUCCUCUUUCUCGAAUUGAGAAACCUUGAUGUGUAACAUGCCUUUUUCCCCAGUGAAACUAUGUGAGGCAGUGGGAGAUCGAGAUGGAGGGUCUAACUUGGUAAAAUUCUGAAGUGAAUUGUUGCACUCUUAUGGCUCGUCUCUUCUGGAAUGGUUCUUUCGUUUGCAUGGGACUCUUGCAGAUGUGUGUGGACUUGCUUCCUGUGGUUAGUGUGUACAAACAGCACACAUGCAUAUGUUCUGGAUCAGCUCAGACGAGCUACAACCAAGUCCUCUAUGUUGCAGCUGUCAAGGGAGGGGGAUUCAUGCUCAGCUGUUAACUGCCAUGUGUUAUGCACGUUUGUGUGUAAUUUCACAGCCUGCCAUGGUGCCUGGCAGCACCAGCAUCCAGAAAGACAUUUCUUAUGUUCAUUCCCUUCCUGCAAUCACCUGUCUCCUUCUUCUCAAAAAAAAAAAAAAAAAAAAAGUUUGCUUUAUCAUAAUGGCACUGCUGUGUUUUUGGCAUAAACUGUCAAUUAAAUUUGACAUUUUAGUGGAUAUCAAGGCCUAUAGAUAAUUCCAAUGUCUCAUUUUGUGGCUUUCUUUUCAAAAAAAAAAAAAAGCCUUUUGUUGUAUGCCGUUUUAUACGGUCUCUUGAAUGUGAUUUCACAGCUGUUAACACACGAUGUAAUACAGGGGAUAACAGUUAUCAGCCUUUUUAAUUUUACUUACAGAAAACACAUUUUUGACUGAGUUAUCUUUGGGCCUUUAUAAAAGCUGUGUUUUUUUUCUUUGGUACAUUGUUACCUCAUUUUGCUACUUGUGUUUCAGAUUUGCUAAUGAUUCUGAAAGCUUAUGGGUUUUGUUGGAAUCAUAUUUUGUCAAGUGUUUUCUUUAAAUCAUACUCUAUUGUAUCAUUUAAUGUGUAGUUUUAAAUGUAUUAUAAAUAUCUGUAACCAAAUCAUUUGAAGGCUUGAUAAAUUUUUAACAAAAUUUGUACAUUUUUUAUGAGAGUUACUAGUAAUGCUUUACUAGGUAGUGCAAUGAAUUUUUAUUUUUAAUCCCUGUGCCCAAUUUUGGAGUUGAGAGAGUUGUUCAGUAAUAAAUGUAUGAUGUACAC
Messenger RNA from Cygnus olor (mute swan), 5180 nucleotides. RefSeq names its product ring finger protein 38 (gene RNF38). The transcript is spliced from 11 exons. The coding region runs from base 404 to 1702 and encodes 432 amino acids. The record is from RefSeq and is a predicted model, not a curated record. Lineage: Eukaryota; Metazoa; Chordata; Aves; Anseriformes; Anatidae.